Molecule: messenger RNA, 2610 nt
Organism: Penicillium canescens
Lineage: Eukaryota; Fungi; Ascomycota; Eurotiomycetes; Eurotiales; Aspergillaceae
Exons: 4
Coding region: 1-2610 (869 amino acids)
Molecular function (GO): protein binding
Source: RefSeq, a predicted model, not a curated record
AUGGCGUGCACGAUAUCAUAUGAUGGUUCAAACUCUGGGAUCCAAGUUGGGCAGAACCUUGGUCAUAUCACUACUCAGUUCCAACAAUCAGAAACAUCAUUGAAUCAAGCUUGCCUGCGGGAUCUGCGGACCACUAAUCCUCGCCAUGACAAAGAUCGUAUUCAGAACACCAACGGAGGGCUGUUCAAAGACUCAUACUACUGGAUUCUAGACAACAAGGAGUUUCGACAAUGGCAAGAAAACCAGAACAAUUGUCUACUUUGGAUCAGAGGUGAUCCGGGCAAAGGCAAGACAAUGCUGAUGUGCGGUAUCAUCGAUGAGUUAACAAGAUUAUUUGGGGACACUGCCAAUAUCUCGUUCUUUUUUUGCCAAGCUACCGACGUGCGAAUCAAUAACGCCACGGCUGUUCUCCGUGGCUUAAUAUAUUCGCUUGUGGAGAAGCAGCCAUCUCUUCUCUCCCACGUGCAGAGCCAGUAUGACAAGGCGGGAAAAGCAUUGUUCGAGGAUAUAAACGCAUGGAAUGCACUUUUGGGGAUCUUCACAGAUGUUUUGAAAGACCCGGCCUUACAGAGCACCUAUUUGAUUAUCGACGCGCUAGACGAAUGCACAACAGGCCUACCUUCGCUUCUCGACUUGAUCACUGCGGUAUCGUCUGCUUACCCACAGAUAAAGUGGAUUGUCUCGAGCCGCAACUGGCCUGAUAUCGAAGAGCGUCUUGACACUACCCAGACCGCUCCAAUCUCAUUAGAGCUAAAUGAAGCGUCUGUAUCCGAAGCUGUGAGCAAAUUCAUUCAAUAUAAGGUUCACUAUCUGGCGAAAGUCAAGAAGUAUAGCGAUGAAACUCGUGAUACGAUCUGCCGUCACUUGUCAUCCAACUCGCAAGGCACUUUCCUUUGGGUAGCCUUGGUCUGUCAAGACCUUGAUAGAACAUCGCGGAGGCACGCUCUUAAGAAGCUGGAGGCAUUCCCUCCUGGACUGAAUGCCUUGUACGAUCGGAUGAUCGAUCAGGUUCGCAACUCGGAAGAUGCCGAGCUGUGCAAGCGAAUACUGGCUGUCAUGUCCAUAGUGUAUCGGCCUAUCGCGUUUGACGAGCUGGCCUCUCUUGUUAAGCUACCUGAUGAUCUCUCUGAUGACUCUGAAGCCCUAUCAGAGAUUAUCGCGAUUUGUGGCUCGUUUUUGACUGUGCGCGAAGACACUAUCAUAAUCGUCCAUCAGUCUGCAAAGGAAUUUCUUCUUAGAGAGACGCAAAAUGGGGUUUUUCCUGGAGGCAUAGAAGCUGAACACCAUACAAUUUUCUCUCGUUCUCUUCAAGCCAUGUUUAAGACACUUCAGCGCGACAUCUUUCAAAUCAAGUUUCCCGGAUUCCCGAUUGAGAAAGUUAUACCACCUAGUCCGAAUCCAUUAGCGGCUGCACAAUAUGCGUGUGUCUAUUGGGUUGAUCACCUUCAUCAUAGCGGAUGCCAUAAAAAAAAGGAUCUUGACGUUGAUGAAGGAGGGUGUGUUAGUGAUUUCCUACAAAAGAAAUACCUUCACUGGCUUGAAGCCCUGAGCAUCCUAGGAAGCAUAUCACAAGGCAUAACAGCUAUGCUAAAGCUGGAGGGCUUACUUCAGGGAAAAAAUGAACCAGCUGCCCUUUUACAUCGAGUUCAAGACGCCUCCCGAUUCAUUCGAUACCACAGGCUAGCAAUUGAAAGUAGCCCGCUUCAAGUAUACAGUUCACCUCUGAUAUUUAGCCCUAUGUUGAGCCUCACGAGAAGAUGUUAUCAAAGGGAGAGACCGGACUGGGUUUUGAAUGAUCCAUUGGUGGACGAAGAUUGGAGUCCGUGUCUUCAAACCCUCGAGGGGCAUAGCAAUUCGAUCCUCUCGAUUGCCUGGUCGCAAGAUGGAAGCCGACUCGCAUCAGCGUCCUCUGAUAAGACCGUCAGGAUCUGGGAUACGGCCACUGGCCAGUGCACGUCAACCCUCGAGGGGCAUAGUGAUAUGGUCCUCUUGAUUGCCUGGUCGCAAGGUGGAAGCCGACUCGCAUCAGCAUCCUCUGAUAACACCGUCAGGAUCUGGGAUCCGGCCACUGGCCAGUGCGCCUCAUCCCUCGAGGGGCAUAGUAAUAUGGUCCACUCGAUUGUCUGGUCGCCAAAUGGAAGCCGACUCGCAUCAGCAUCCUAUGAUAAUACCGUCAGGAUCUGGAAUCCGGCCACUGGCAAGUGCGCAUCAACCCUCGAGGGACAUAGCGGUUCGGUCAGCUCGAUUGCCUGGUCGCAAGAUGGAAGCCGACUCGCAUCAGCGUCCUCUGAUGAGACCGUCAGGAUCUGGGAUCCGGCCACUGGCCAGUGCGUGUCGACCCUCGAGGGGCAUAGCGGUUCGGUCAGCUCGACUACCUGGUCGCAAGAUGGAAGCCGACUCGCAUCAGCCUCAGAUGAUGAGACCGUUAGGAUCUGGGAUCCUGCCACCGGCCUAUGCGCGUCAACCCUCAAGGGACAUAGCGGUUCGGUCAGCUGGAUUGCCUGGUCGCAAGAUGGAAGCCGACUCGCAUCAGCGUCCUCUGAUGAGACCGUCAGGAUCUGGGAUCCAGCCGCUGGCCAAUGGAAGCCGACUCGCAUCAGCAUCCUAUGA